This is a messenger RNA of Conger conger (European conger), 6042 nucleotides long. Its product is annotated as E3 ubiquitin-protein ligase ARK2C-like. Gene Ontology annotation, molecular function: ubiquitin protein ligase activity; zinc ion binding. NCBI's taxonomy places the organism in Eukaryota, Metazoa, Chordata, Actinopteri, Anguilliformes, Congridae. The record is from RefSeq and is a predicted model, not a curated record.
AUGGCUCCAUCAGCCUCCAUCAGAGAAGGGAUAUACACAAAGAAGCAUAAAGACCUGAAAGUGGCUAUUAUCUGCAGAAUCUGCUUCACAUUUGAAUGUAUAGGGGAUUGGAAGGGACCAUUUCCAUGGGCCAUCUGUCUCACAGGCUGCAGCACUAACAAAAAUCCCAGGAUGGUUUUAGUGCAUGUUGGAUAUCUGGUUCUUCCUGUUUUUGGCUCAGUAAGAAAUAGAGGGGCACAUUUCAACAGGCAUCAGCACAGCCAUGCUACCUCCUGCCGGCACCUCCACCUGGGCCCCCAGGCCCAGAUGUCACCUGAUUUCCCCCUCCCCCACCCGGGCCAGCCCCAGCCCGGCAUGAGCGCCCACCUGCCCCCCGCACACCAGCACGCCACGCAGCUCCAUCAACCCCUCGCUCCCCUGCCCACCCCGCAGUUCCAGGAUGUCCCAGGACCCCCCUUCCUACCUCAGGCCUUACACCAGCAAUACCUCAUCCAACAGCAGCUCCUGGAGGCUCAGCACCGGCGGAUUCUUCCACACUCCAGACGCACCCAAGAGAGAGUUCCCCUGCACCCUCCACGGCUACGGUCCGGCUUCGAUUACGCCCCCUCCAUGCAUGUCCCUCAGCCAAUCACACAGCAGCCCCGCUACCUGGCGGAAGGCACUGAUUGGGAUCUGAGCGUGGACGCGGGCCUGUCUCAUCAUCAGUAUCAAGUCCAGCAGCUCCCGCAACACUAUCAGCAUUACCUGGCAUCUCCCAGAAUGCACCACUUUCCCAGAAACACCUCCUCAGCACAAGUGGUUGUCCACGAGAUCAGAAACUACCCAUAUCCUCAAUUGCAUCUUCUGGCACUGCAAGGCCUAAACCCUUCACGCCAUGCGUCUGCAGUGCGAGAGAGUUACGAGGAGCUGCUGCAGCUAGAGGACAGGCUAGGAAGCGUGAACCGAGGAGCCGUCCAGACCACAAUCGAGAGGUUCACCUUCCCCCACAAGUACAAGAAGAGAAGACCCCAGGAGCUGAAAAUAGCCAUGGAUGAGGAAGAGUCGGACAUGGAUGAGAAAUGCACAAUCUGUCUGUCCAUGCUGGAAGAUGGAGAGGAUGUCAGGAGAUUACCCUGCAUGCACCUCUUCCACCAGGCAUGUGUGGACCAAUGGCUGGCCACCAGCAGGAAGUGUCCCAUCUGCCGGGUGGACAUUGAGACCCAGCUGACGCCUGACAGCUGAGGUCUCCUCUCCUCGGAUCCUGGCCCUGUCCUUCCUCCCCCCUCCUCAGGCACAUUGCCAAAUGUUUCCAGUCUUCAUUACUUCUGACCCUGCCUUCUGAGCCAACCCAAGAUAACUGCAGUAGGGCGGGGAGGAAGGACACUCACUCGUCCAAAUUGAAACAAAAAAAAUAUAAAAGAAGCCUUUUUGAUUGACCAAGGGAAAUGGAACGUAUAUUCUGAUGCUGUUAACAGGGGGGCAGGAAGACGUGUUUUGAGGGAACUUGUUUAUCCCUCCCCCCAAUAGGGUGAGUAGCACAUGUUUUCUUAAAGCCAUUUCAUGAAGAAGGUACUACGCAAAAACAUCCACAUCAUGCAGUCCUUAUUCUGAUAAGGACUUGCACUUACACCUCCCCCCUCCCUCGACAUCUCUUGUCAGAAAAAAAAAAAAAGGCUGGUCGCCAUCUUUGCCUACAGAGCAAACGUAGCUAUAGUGUCGCAAGAAAAAAAAUGGUUUUGCAUUUCAAAGCUUCUGUUUUAUGGACGUGGGGUGGGGAUUACCCUGGGUUCUCAGAUUCCAUACAGCUACUACUUACUGCAAUAUUGUAUUAGCUUAAGCCUGGUGGUGUUAUGGGAUACACACCAUGUUCUCGUGAGCACAGGUAUUUUUACACAAGGACUACUUCAACGCAGUAGUAUUGGAUGGCAGAAACUCAGGACGGGAGUGAAAGUGGAUGCCAAAUCACCGAAGAAGGAAGAAGUGAUGUGUCUGACGUCGAGAUGAGAAUGUGAUCAGGGCGAGGGCAUUGGAGUAGUUUAUGGUGUGUCAGAGUGCUUACUGGUGCUUACCAAUGAGUAAGUACAAAAAGCCAAAUACAUACAAAAAUGAACCAGACAAACACUGGCCUUGACCCCCUAUUGCACACAAAGCUGAGGGAAUAGGGUUUCUUUGGAGACAUACCACAUGUACACAUUAGUGGCGACAGAAGGGCAGUCGUCCGGGUUACGUGAAUUUGCUACGUUCCCUUUCAGCGCCUCUACGUUGUGGAGCAGUGCCCUCAAAUGCAUGUUUCGAUGUUGGCUUGGGCUGUUUCGUCCGCGUGAAAUGAAGAGGGGUUGUCUGUGCAUGACUUAGUUAUCUGAGCAAUGUGACUUUCUUUCUCAAAGUAACAAAUCAACAAAACCUUUUUUUAAAAACAAGCACGAUGUAAAUGGCUAUCACUGACAUGAAGUAGCGUGUUCUCAUCUUGUCAUUUCAGUGACCGCUGGUGGAACCCUCUUGUGACGUAUACCUUAUUGCCUAAAGAACAAGCACAUGUGAUAGAUAUAGCAACAACCUCUUUUCUUCUUUUCCUUUCUGUUGGUUUCAAUAGAUAUGAAAAAACCAUCCAGUGUUUUGAGAGAAUGAUGAGCUAGUGUGUAACUUGUGUCUUGGUGUACCAGAUCUCCCCCGUGGUUGCUAUGCUGUAUUGCUAGAAAAACAAUGUAGAAUGUUCUGUGAUGGAAGCAGUUCUCUCUUUAUAUCGCGCACAGACAGUAGGAAGGUGUGGGCGCAGGUCACUUAAAGAGACACGAUUGGGAACAAAGAAGCCAUUUGUUUGAGAAAACCAAACAAUGUCUCUCAUUUGUGUGUUUGCUGCAUUUAGCUAUGAGAUUGUUGAUGUAUCUAUUGGUCACCUUGUACGUAUUGUUCCCUGUCUGUCUGUCUGUCUGUCUGUCUGUCUGUCAAGUCAAACUGAGCAUGAAGCUGGUGAAGCAACUCCAUGUUCACUUGAAACCAAUUUGAAGAAAUAGCUGUGAUGACGCUGCUAUUCUAUUUAUCACUGAUUUUUGAGUGUGCUUUUUGUGUAACUGCACUAUAGUCUUAAUUUGCCUCAAUAUGAUUUUGUUGUAAGGGUAUGUGUGCCUCUGCUAAUACAUCUGCGCCCAGUAGCUUUUAUUGCAAUUCAUUCCAGGGAAACCUUGGAUGAAAGUACUGUCUGUGACCCUCUGUCCCUGUCGGAGAUCUUCCCCAAGCAAACAGCACAGUAAAGCCAUGCCUGAUCAUGAUGAACUUGGUAGGAGGAAUGUAGCAUUUGUUUAGCCUCCUUUUAGGCCGGAAAUAUCAAACCUGUAAGGUCCCCUGUACUAUCCUUGUUACACAAGAUAAUACAUAGAAUACUUUUGUAUGAUGCUGCCAGAAAAACAAACAGACAAAAAACAUUUGUAAAAAUUGCAACUUUGCCAUGUAAUUGCACUAAAACAGGGCAUAGCUCUGUUGUCCAUCAUUUUCAAAGUGAUUUACUGUAGUUGAUACUGCGCUCACAUUAAAUUAUUAUCUGGGAAGAGCAAUUAUUUUUGAAAGAUAAGAGAAAUUUCAGAGGUCAUACUUGUGACUUGCAUGGUGGAGAUGCUGUUUUCUUCGGGAUUCUCCCAUACUGGUCUGUAAACCUUAUAGGUGGCGUGAAAUGUUCCAAACCCACCAGCUUUUCAUGACCUACAAACACCACUACAGUCGUGUCUGAUGAUAUAAAGAGAAAAGGACCUGCCUCCUCCUUUGUGGAGUUUUCUAUGGGAAUUUUUGAUAGUUUACACAGGGUGUUGUGAGUUGAAAUGCCUUAAGUAUUUAACAAUCAUAAUUUAUUACUAACUGUAGAUAUUGUGGGUACGUAUUUAAUUUUUUAAUAGUUUUUCUUUUGCAAUUUGAAUCAUAAUUUAUUUAUUUAGAAAUAACACAAAAAUGAUUAAAAAACUAUUACCUCAUUUUGCAUUGUUAUAUGGGAAUGCUUUGCAUGCAGUUGUAUUUUUUAGAAAACUGACAAACACAAACACAUAAAAAAAGGCAAAAAAUUUCAUGUUUUAAUUUACCUGAUCUGGGUUGUGUGAUGAAAAGUGUAUUUAUGUGGUGCUGUCAAUCUUGGUUACAUUCCAUUAAAUGCAAUUUCUAUGAUCCCCUAUGCUGUGAACUAGUGGACAACCUGCAAUAGAGUGGAAAUGGUUUUAGUACGUGUUAUUUCCUGUUUUGCACUCUUAGUUCAACAUGGCUACCCUCUCACUGGCAUAAUGCGAUUAUUCUAAAAUGUGCUCUCUAUCUACAUCUAUCUUCCAUCUCUGCUAACUCUUUCUCUCACUCACUCUUUCCUUUUUUCAAUCACAUUAUUAUUUUGUGACCUCUUGUGCUCCAUUGUAGAAGGAACCAUAUUAAAUGUGACCAUCUCUUAAGUGCCUCAACUUCAGUGGCAAGAGGAUUUUCAUAAUGCUGGGCCAAACUGACUUUUCUGGUCAAGCACAUUAAGUCCUGAUUUGAAAUGGAUGAAAAUUGUCUCAUUGGUAAAGUAUUGUCCAGUGAUGAGAUUUGCAUGACUCUGCCAAAUUUAAUUUAGCAAACUAAAUGAACAAUGUUACACAUACAUUUAAAUUGUACUGUGCUCACUUGCCAAUUUUCAAUCCACUGCAGUCUAGUCACUUUUACUGUAUGUCUGCUUUUUGCCAUUUUUACCUACUAUAGUGAUGUUGAAUCACUAUGCAGGCACCUCAAAAAGCUAACUGUUCUUUCGGGCAAAUGACAUGGUAAAACAAUAGUAAAAAUCGUAAAAUAAAAUGUAAUGUCUGUAGCGGGGUGGGUUUUGUUCACCCCAAACCCCACCCGCCCUAUUUUUUACAUUUUAUUUUACAUUUUUCUUCUCUCGAUGUAUCCACAAUGAUGCUGCUUCCUUCUGUGACAAAUUGUAGCUCAUAUCUUGCCACUAAGUCAUUAUGACCUAUUUCCUCCAGUCUGUGAGGCUGUGGAUGCCAGGUGUGACCUCCAGCCAAAGAGAGGCUUCAUUGCUGGGGGACAUGAUAUGUGCUGGGCACUUAUCCAGAACCUAUGACUCCCUCAGGGUCCUGUAUCACAUGCUUGACACAUGCAUCCACCUCGGGCAGACCAGGAAAGCUUUCUUUUUCAAAACAUCUUGGAUGAUGCCAUCACAUGCAGCCUCUGCUUGCUUUAUGUAAACCAAAACCUAUUCAAAACAAUGAAAAAGAAACAUGUUGACUGCCAAGUCAAUCAAAACCUGGAUUCGAAGCUAAUCAUAAACCCAGUGCACCAAAAACAGUGAGGCGUGUAACUAGAAGAGACUGAGCCCAUGGGGCUCAUCCUUAAGGCUGUUUUAUCGGUGUCUCCUCCUCAUCUGCACAGCGCAAACCUCUCUCUUUCUCUCUAUAUCUCUGUGACUCACAACCUCCACUUCCGCUAGCUCCACAUCCUCUCUUGCUCUAGAAACCGCCAGAUUGUUUGCCAUAGUAUUAUCUCAUUGUGGAAAACCAGGACAAAACAGUAUACCUUAAAGCACAACCUAUAUAAAUGCAUGUCUUUCUCAGGUUUAAAUAUAUACACGAUAAUGUAUAAAUAUAUGAUUUUUUUUUUAAAGAAUUGCAAAUAUACAAAGAAUAUUACGGAUGAUUAUUUGCUGCUGCUUGCUUUUGAAAAAUAAAGGAACAGAUGCCAGUGAAAGGGAGGCCCUCAUUCUUUUGCCCUUUGUACGAGAUACUGCUGUUUUGCUGUACUGCGCAAUGUUUUACAAUAUAGGAUAUUUUAUAGGAAAAAUAGAAAUAUUUAUCAUUAAUAUUAAAGCAAUAGUGCAUUAAUGGAUUAUGAUAAUGAUGAUGACGCUAAUGAUGAUGAAGAACUAGACCCGUGUAUAAUGUGUAAAAUUUUAGAUUCACUUUUGGUGGAUUUUGUACCUUAUUUAUUACUUCUACUAAUAAUAAUGAUUUUAAAGAAUUGCAUCGCUAAACCCAAACUGUUCUGUUUUUUAUUUUAUUUCAAGGCUUGUACAUUAUCCUUUUUGUAUGUGUUCUUUUUUGUAAUAAAUUGCAUAAA